ACUCUGGGUCACUUGGAGAAGGCUGUGGUUCUCGAGCUCACCUUGAAGCAUGUGAAAGCACUAACCAAUCUCAUCGAGCAGCAGCAGCAGAAAAUAAUUGCUUUGCAGAAUGGUUUACAAGCGGGUGACCUGUCAUCAAGAAACCUUGAUUCCAGCCAGGAAAUGUUUCGAUCCGGUUUCCAGAUGUGUGCCAAGGAAAUGCUGCAAUACCUGGCAAAGCACGAGAACGGCAAGGACCUGAAGUCGUCGCAGCUGGUCAGCCAUCUGCACCGAAUGGCCUCCGAGGUGCUCCAGGGCGGAGCCGGCCGCAUGGCCGGAGACAUCCCUCCUAAAAUGGUGGACUUGAAAGAGAAACCCGUCUCCUUGACCAAAGCGGCGGAGGGGCACGGGAAAAACUGCGUGCCUGUGAUCCAGAGGACAUUCGCUCACUCCAGCGGGGAGCAGAGCGGCAGCGACACAGACACGGACAGCGGGUACGGGGGAGAGCUGGAGAAAAGUGACUCCAAAUCCGAACAGCAGUAUUUCAAAAAGGAUACCGAACUCAAGUACGCUGUCCAGGAGAGAAUAAGCUCUAUUAAGCAAGAGACUGAGGACCCGCCGGCCAAAAGGAGCAGGCUGGAGUCGCCGGAGGACGAGGGCCCUUUUGGCAGCGACAUGAUGGGCGCUUCCAGCGGCUUCCUGGGCCCCCACGCUCACCAGCCUCCCUUGUGCCUGCCUUUCUAUUUGAUCCCACCCUCCGCAACAGCCUACCUGCCCAUGCUGGAGAAGUGCUGGUACCCGGCCUCCGUACCUGUCCUGUACCCCAGCCUCCCAGCCUCUGCCGCAGCACUGACGGGGUUCAUGAACCCCGAUAAAAUCUCCCCGCCUCUGCUGAUGCCCCAGAGACUCCCUUCUCCUGUACCGGCCCAUUCCCCUAUCGACUCCUCAGCUCUGCUUCAAGCUUUGAAGCAGAUUCCUCCUUUGAACUUGGAAACCAAAGACUAA
Balearica regulorum gibbericeps (East African grey crowned-crane) is the source of this 984-nucleotide messenger RNA. The record is from RefSeq and is a predicted model, not a curated record. Lineage: Eukaryota; Metazoa; Chordata; Aves; Gruiformes; Gruidae.